Glarea lozoyensis ATCC 20868 is the source of this 1248-nucleotide messenger RNA. RefSeq lists its product as uncharacterized. Bases 1 to 1248 code for a protein of 415 amino acids. The transcript is spliced from 7 exons. Gene Ontology annotation, molecular function: nucleic acid binding. The record is from RefSeq and is a predicted model, not a curated record. NCBI's taxonomy places the organism in Eukaryota, Fungi, Ascomycota, Leotiomycetes, Helotiales, Helotiaceae.
AUGUUGCGUGCGCUUGUUUGUCGAGUGGAUUUGCUAACUAUUUACCCCACAAUCAGAGCCCAAUUUCAUACAUCCGGCGUCGAUUAUACAACUCCUCUCAAUGUUGCGACCGUUACAAUUCCCAAGACCGAUCAUGAUAGUCUUUUGAUAUCGGCCCGGCAAUAUGCCAAUCUCAGACGCAAUCUAUUUCGAGGAGGAAUUGCAGAAGAGACCCUUGCAGUUUUAAUCAAGGACGAUACGCCUCUGGCGGAAAACGAAGCGAACGCUACAUCGCUCCAAGCAGACUCUCUCACUGGAGUGGGAUUAAAUUCGCAUUCGCUGCCGACGAAUGGUGGUCAGGAUUAUACAUACGGACGCAAUGCUAACUACACUCCUCGAAACUCGGAUCUCCGCCAGCAGAAUACAAAUGGAUUCCAGGGCCAGUUUCAAACCAACGAUGACUUUUCAUACAUGCCCGACGGUCCAGAUGGCUUUUACGAUGAAGGAAGCGGAAAUCAUGAUUCACAGUCUAAGACACAGACGCAGCGGCAACAGUAUGACAAGUUUGCUAAACGCACCGUGCAACUAGCUAAUUUACAUGAAAUGACGACUCAUGCGGACAUUGUUGAUGUUGUCAGGGGUGGUAUGUUACUUGAUAUAUAUCUACGUUCGCACGAUCGUACAGCGAGCAUAUCAUUCUUAGAAGAAGCUCAUGCCCAGGAUUUCUUUCGACAUGUCAAACGUCAUGAUCUGUAUGUCCGAGGGAAGCGAGUCGAGAUUCGAUGGAACGAUCGCCAAUUUAUUCUCCCGGGUCAUGUGGCAAACAAAAUCACCAUAGGGGCCACCAGAAACCUCGUAAUCCAGAAUCGUACCCCAAAACAUACCGAAGAACUGAUACGCGACCAUCUCGAACAUAUUCAUAACCUGAUUGUAAUCAAAAUUGGCUUCAGAGAUCAGAACGUUCACAUUUCUACCAACUCAGUACAUAAUGCUAUGUUCGCUAGAACUUGUUUGAUGAGCCGCGCUAUUUACAAGGGAUCCAAGAUCGAAUGGGAUGAAGAUGAAUGCGCCGCUCCACUCGAGCGACCGCAGCAAUUCCAGAGGGAAAAUACAGUUCCCAAGAAGAAAAAAGAGGCCCCGAGAAUGAAUCGUUUCCAGCUUUUACAUACUGAUGAUGAUGAAGAUCCAGUCGAUGAAGAAGGCGAACACGACACGCAUGGGAUCUCGAUUCCACUUCCUAUGCCAAAUUUCACUGGAAUUGCAGCAUAA